GCAGGCGUUUAUUUGGACGGUUGUCGUUAAACGGCGCUCACACCGCCGUUCCGGACGGAAAGGCGGCGGAGGACUGAGGCGUAAAUGGCUGCAACAUUUCCAAAAAGAAGCCGCUGUCCGUGAGUCAGACCUCAGUACCAAAUGCAUCUCAGAAAAUAGGGCGCACAUUUGCCAUAAAUUAGACGCACACAGCGGAAGUUUGUGGGAGCGAUUUGUGGGGAUUUACUGCAGCCAUGGACGAGGAAAACCAAGAAGUUCCUGAAGACCUUUCUCUGGAGGAAAGAGAUGAACUUGCUAACAUACGACGCAGGAAAAAAGAGCUCCUGGAUGAUAUCGAGCGACUCAAGUUUGAGAUUGCAGAAGUUAUGACUGAGAUCGAACAACUAACCUGUGUGGGGGAAAGCAAAGUCACACAAAGAAACAAACAAAUUGCGAUGGGAAGAAAGAAGUUCAACAUGGACCCCAAAAAGGGCAUCCAGUUUCUCUUGGAGAACGAUCUUCUCCAGAACACUCCCGAGGACAUUGCACAGUUCCUGUACAAAGGAGAAGGGCUCAACAAAACAGUCAUCGGGGACUAUUUAGGGGAACGGGACGACUUCAACAUUAAAGUCCUCCAGGCAUUUGUGGAACUUAAUGAAUUUGCAGACCUCAACCUCGUACAAGCCUUAAGGCAGUUUCUGUGGAGCUUCAGACUUCCCGGUGAAGCUCAGAAGAUUGAUCGUAUGAUGGAGGCCUUCGCUUCGAGAUACUGUCAGUGCAAUCCCGGCGUCUUCCAGUCCACAGACACCUGUUACGUCUUGUCGUUUGCCAUCAUUAUGCUGAACACCAGCCUUCACAAUCCUAAUGUCAGAGACAAACCCCCCGUGGAGCGCUUCCUGUCCAUGAACAAAGGGAUCAACGAGGGCGGAGACCUCCCAGAGGAGCUACUCAGGAAUUUAUAUGACAGUAUCAAAAGCGAACCCUUUAAGAUCCCAGAGGAUGAUGGGAAUGACCUGACGCACACCUUCUUCAACCCAGACAGAGAGGGCUGGCUGCUCAAAUUAGGGGGGCGAGUGAAAACCUGGAAGAGAAGGUGGUUCAUCCUGACCGACAACUGCCUCUACUACUUUGAAUACACAACAGACAAGGAGCCUCGUGGGAUUAUUCCUCUGGAGAAUCUCAGCAUCAGGGAGGUGGAGGAGCCCAGGAAACCUAACUGUUUUGAGCUUUACAACCCAAAUCACAAGGGCCAGGUGAUCAAAGCGUGCAAGACUGAGGCGGACGGACGUGUUGUCGAGGGAAAUCAUGUGGUGUACAGGAUAUCGGCCCCAACGCCAGAGGAGAAGGAGGAAUGGAUCAAAUCCAUCAAGGCAAGCAUCAGCAGAGACCCCUUCUAUGACAUGCUGGCCACCAGGAAGAGACGCAUCGCCAACAAGAAGUGAAGCUGGACCGUCUGCUCCACAUACAACCCAGUUAUCAUUUUCCCCUCUGUCCUGCACAUGAACACACGUGGAAUCACCGCAGAAAAAAAAAGACUUCCAGCGCCGGUGAACCAAACCUCUGUCCCCACAUCACGCUCACAGGACACAAUCUGCAUGGAGCCACAUGUGAACAAUCAUUUUCCCUUCCACGUCAAACAUGCCCCGCCCCGGGUCUACCCACCUCAUGUUCAUAACGGGUUUCUCUAAAACAAAACUGCCAUUUUCAAGUGCACAUGAAUGCAUGUGGGUUGUUGUAGACAUUGUUUGUGUGUAAGCAGCGGUUUGCAUGCUUUUAGUGCAUUUAUUUACAAUGUGGGUGCGUAAGCGGUGCAAGCGCUCCCUCCACUGUGCGUUAUGAAAAAGCCCGGUGUACUUCAGUCAGUGCAGACGCCUGUCGUGCAAUCAGUUGCACUGCAUUAUGACAGUUUUAACUAUUACAGAUGUAAAUGUGAUUGCAAAUGCCUGCUGAAAUCAAGAAUCCACAUUUCACAAAGUGCACAGGAGUUCACAUAAUGUGAACGUGUGCAGAGGGAGGAAUCCAAAAUGUUUAAACAGAAACUGUACUUUCCAAAAUUGUACCAUAACCUGAGCUGCAACGCCUUGACUCACAAACACAAACUCCGGUAUUUAGAGUUCUGUAACUUGUAUUUCUAAUGACCCACUUUCCUUGAGGGUUUGUAAUUUGCAUAGACAGAAUCUAACAGCUGAAGAUCAACCAGUGGUGGUUUUGAAGGUUUCUGCAUCACGUCAUCAGCUUUAUGCAGGUGAUGUUAUUUUGAUUCUUCAGGUUGUGGCCUCCAGUGGUCACUGGGAUGGUUUAGAGGUCACCAACUCUGCUCCUGGAGGUCAUCUGCCCACCCUGCUUUUCUUCCCAAGUUUCUGCUCAUUAACUAGGUCAGGUUUGCUCAGCCAAUCAAAAACUAGGAAUCUGUUGUGGUUACAGCAGGUACACAUGGAAAACAUACAGGGCAGGUGACUGCCCAACCCAAUCUCACGCCAUUUUGUGAUGGCAUCACAAAAGUAAAUGAAUCUUUGGUUUGUGAUUAGGGUUGGGUAUCAAAAACCGGCUGUUUUCAACAGUCAAGAAAUUAUUUGAUCCACCGACAUCGAUAAC
Molecule: messenger RNA, 2574 nt
Organism: Thalassophryne amazonica
Lineage: Eukaryota; Metazoa; Chordata; Actinopteri; Batrachoidiformes; Batrachoididae
Product: cytohesin-3
Exons: 14
Coding region: 234-1421 (395 amino acids)
Biological process (GO): regulation of ARF protein signal transduction
Molecular function (GO): guanyl-nucleotide exchange factor activity
Source: RefSeq, a predicted model, not a curated record